CCGCCCCGCGUCUCCCUCCUCCUGACAUUGUCCUUCCUCUUCCUCCCGGGCCCUGUUUGGGGCAGCUGCCGCCACCCGCCUUCCUCAGGCGCCUCUCACGCACACCCCGCACUGAUGAGCACGUCCUAGGCAGAUCCUACCCACGGAGUUGAGAAAACAAACAUGAAGAAGUUAAAACUUAAGGAACUAGAAAGCCGUCUUCAGCAAGUUGAUGAUUUUGAGAAUCCAAAAUUACUUCUUGAACAGUAUCCAACAAGACCACACAUUGCAGCAUGUAUGCUUUAUACAAUUCACAACACUUUUGAUGAUAUUGAAAACAAGGUGGUUGCAGAUCUAGGAUGUGGUUGUGGUGUACUCAGCAUCGGAAGUGUAAUGUUAGGAGCAGGGUUGUGUGUGGGGUUUGACCUAGAUGCAGAUGCCCUGGAAAUAUUUAGUAGAAAUGCAGAAGAGUUUGACCUCACAAAUAUUGACAUGAUUCAGUGUGAUGUAUGUUCUUUACCUGCCAGAAUAUCAAAAACUUUUGACACAGUAAUUAUGAAUCCUCCUUUUGGGACCAAGCAUAAUAAAGGAAUGGAUAUGACUUUUCUGAAGGUAGCUUUGCAAAUGGCACAAACAGCUGUAUAUUCCCUACACAAAACUUCAACACGAAAACAUAUUCAAAAGAAAGCAGAUGAAUGGAAAGUGAAGAUGGAAGUUAUAGCAGAACUUAGAUAUGACUUACCAGCAUCAUACAAGUUUCAUAAGAAGUCAUCUGAUUGGUGUCAUGUGCUUUGAAGUUGGUGGAGUAGAAACGUUCCAGAAAAGGUGGAUAUUGAAGUGGAUUUAAUAAGGUUUUCCUCUGAAAAACUUCCAAACUGAGGAUUGGCUU
Molecule: messenger RNA, 868 nt
Organism: Chelonoidis abingdonii (Abingdon island giant tortoise)
Lineage: Eukaryota; Metazoa; Chordata; Testudines; Testudinidae
Source: RefSeq, a predicted model, not a curated record